Messenger RNA from Numida meleagris (helmeted guineafowl), 1753 nucleotides. RefSeq lists its product as uncharacterized. The coding region runs from base 1016 to 1753 and encodes 245 amino acids. Lineage: Eukaryota; Metazoa; Chordata; Aves; Galliformes; Numididae. The record is from RefSeq and is a predicted model, not a curated record. The transcript is spliced from 2 exons.
UUUGCGGGGCGCGCAGCUUGCGCCGGUGCGUGUGGAUUUUCGGGCUCCUUCUGCAGAGCGCGCACACGCGCUGGGCAGGGGGUGUGCGUGCCUCGGGUGGUGUCAUAUAUAUAUAUGCAUAUAUAUAUUUUUUGUUGUUAAAAUUCCCGUGGUGGGAAGAAGGCACGGAGCCCACUGAGGGAGAUGCUCCCUGCGCUCAGCCCCCUCGGACCAGGCGGCCCGAUGAAAGCUCUGUGUCAUUCUCGUAAUUAUCGCAUAAUUGCCUCCUGAUGGGUUAGGGACAGCGGCGACAAACUAUAUUUGGGUGGAGGGAGGGAGAAAAAAAAAAAAACGAGCAAGCGUCCCAGAAGUCUCCCGAGCCAACCUUAUUACUCCAACGCUGUUACUCAGCGAAAAGAGAGAGAAAAUAUUUUAAAGCCUUUCUGCUUUGCUACGGGGGGGCAUACGGGAGCGGGGGCCCCGGUUCAGCCCUCCGCCCGGCUCGUCCCCACAGUCCUGGCAGCGCGGCCCCGGGUACGGGCAGGUGGAUGCUAUUCAAAGCGCCAGUUCUGCUGCCAGGAGCCGCUCGGUGAGACACCGCGGCAGGAUGGAGCCCGUCCUCGGCAAGACCUCGCUUGUCUCCCACAAACCGCUCUAUAGAGAAUAUGCCACUUCGAAGCGGAGACAUUGAUUUAAUGCCUUGGGCUUGUGCACAGAAAAUAUCAAUCGACCGACAGCGAUAAGGCAGCGAGUUUCACAUAUCAGCUGAGGAGCACAGACCGUGUGUAAUGGAAAUAUUCGGGGCGUGGGUAGUAAAAGGGCUUAAACGGAGCGCCGCGGCUCCCAGCCUCUCAGAGAUAAGGAGCGGAGCCCGUCACGGAGACUGAGUGUGCCCCACCGCCACCGGGAGCGUGUUCUUUCCUUUCCUCGCUGCAGGCGAGUGGUGGGCAAUGACCCGCUGGCACCGCAGGGAUACGGCUCCGGGCAAAAAUCAGGGUCCUUGCCUCAGCGGGCGCAGCUCUCUGCGUGCAGUGUAAUGCUCGGGAGCCAACAGAGGGAAGUGGAGCCCCGUACUUUCCGCCCCACUUUAAUCCCACGCUCAAGAAGCACCCGGCAACAGUACGAAAAUAAGCUGGAAGAGGGCUCGAUAGGAAAGAGGGCGAAUCCCGAAUCCCCCCCACCCCAUCAGUGUGCUAGCAUCUCCCUCCGGCCGAGUCGCUGCGCUGAUAGAGGGAGGCGGCGGGAGGUGCGGGGAUGUGCCCGUGCCAGAGGUGGGCUCGGCCCCGGGCAUGGCAAAGCGGGACGCGCCGGGCUGCAACCUCCCCGGUCAGCGCCGCUGAUAGGGGCACUUCGCCUUUCGCUUCACGGCUAUUACCUCUGCCACGUGCGACGCAGCGAGACUGGCUCACGGUGCGCAGCCGAGCGGGGAGCGGUGCGGGGCGGUGGGGAUCUCUGCAGACGCACGCAGAGCUCAGGCACCGAGGACCGUAUCCAGGGAUGGGGCCGGCCGCGAUCCCCGCGGCACUGUGGGGCCGGCGCUGCCCCCCCGGCUCCGCUCUCCCCCCGGGCACCGCGAGGCCCCCGCAGCGCGGUCCGGGUCCCUCCGGCCCGACACCCCCCCACAGGGCUCGGGGGACAAGUGGAAAUAUACACAGCACACAAUGACCGAGAGAAAAUCACAGCACAAAGGGGCACGGAGCGGCCGCGGGGAGGAAUGCGGGUGCCACACUCCCACGCUGCGAUGCCGGGUUCGGAAAUACGGGAUAACGGCUAA